AUGGAAAACAAAACAAAAGAGAAAAAUAAAAUAAUUCCAAGCAUUGGACAUGGAAAAUGUUGAAAAGGCAAAUAGACUAUUCAAACAGUGUCUCCAUCUUUAAGAAUAAGUAAAAAAUUAUCAUCAUGUUAACAGAGAAAACAUCAUAAUCUUGACUUAAUCUGAUGAUUUCUCUCAAUUUUAACCUGCUCAUCUUAUCCAAUUCAAGGAUAACCACCAACAAAUAAACACUCCAACCUUCACCUCUUUUCCUCCCACUCCCUCAAUCCACCCACUCUCCCUUUUCUACCACCUCCAAGUAAAUAACCAGCUCUCCAUUUCUCUGUAAUGAUUUUUAUCUGUUUUCUUCAAUCAAAAUGAAAUCAAAAGAAAACAUUAAUGUCCAAGUGAACAUAAACAAUCCACAAUGAUUAAGAUGGUCGAUGCUGUGAUUAUCCAUUUCAACAAUUUUCCUUAAUCAGUUGAAAUUCUGUGUGAAUUCAUAAAUUCUGAUCGAGCCAAGUUCUUGAAAACAGUCAAGUCACAUUUUUGGGUUAAAAGAAUUGGAUCAAAGUGACCCAACAGUUAUCACUCAGUUGGACAUUUUCUCUCUCUCUCUCUCUCUCUCUCUCUCUCUCUCUCAAUAUUAAUCCAGUUUCUUCAUCAUUUCAAUAUCACUGAUUUAACGAUUGAUAAACAAUCAAACAUUUUGAUAACAUUUUAAAUUGUUGUUUACUUUUUGUGUCAACAACAAGAUUACCCAGUGAACCUUUUUUUCCUGGACUAUUUUCUGGUCUAUUCUGUAUUAUUAUCUCCAAGUGAUUAAUCACAAUCAUGACCAUCACAUACUCAUUAUCGGUUGCGAAUGCAAGAUUAACGGGAUUUAGUCGAUUGUUAUUAAGGUGGAAAGGAUCAAUUUAUAAGCUUCUUUAUCGAGAGAUGGCAAUUUUCUGUGCUGCAUAUUAUGGCCUUAGUGGAACUUAUCGUUAUUUGUUAUCAGAUUCUCAGAGAACACUUUUUGAAAAAUUAUCUUUAUAUUGUGAGGCAUUCACACAUUAUAUCCCACUCUCAUUUGUACUUGGGUUUUAUGUCACUCUGGUGGUUGGACGAUGGUGGCAACAGUAUAUGCAAAUACCCUGGCCUGAUAAGUAAAAGCUUAAUCCUGAUCUCAGGUCAUAUUCAUGGUACCGAUGAGCGAGGACGAAUGAUAAGACGGACACUUGCUCGAUAUUUACUGUUGAUGCAAGUGUUUACCUGUCAGGCAGUUUCGAUUGCGAUUUUUAAACGAUUCCCGACAUUAGAUCACAUCGAAGAUGCGGGUUUUAUUACACCGGAAGAACGUGAGGUUUAUGAACGAGUUCCAAGUGACCAUGGUAAAUGGUGGGUUCCAGCUCAAUGGUUUUCUACCUUGGCCAUUAAGGCUCGAAAAGAAGGUCGAAUAAAACAUGAUAUUUUUCUUUAUCAAAUUCUAGAGGAACUUCAUAUUCAACGAGGAUAUUGUGGUAUGAUGUUUGCUUACGAUUGGAUAUCAAUUCCUCUGGUUUAUACUCAAACUGUCACCAUUGCCACUUACACUUAUUUUUUGGCUACUCUUAUGGGCCGACAAUAUCUUGACCCUGCGAAAGGUUAUCAGGGUCAUGAGGUUGACCUUUAUGUUCCAGUUUUCACAGUGUUGGAAUUUUUUUUCUUCAUGGGUUGGCUUAAAGUUGCUGAACAAUUGAUUAACGGUUAUGGUGAAGAUGAUGACGAUUUUGAUCUUCAUUGGUGCCUUGAGAGAAAUACUGUCCUCUCUUAUCAUAUAGUUGAUAAUAUGUAUUCAAAUAAUCCGAUAAUGACUCGAGAUAAAUUCUGGGAUGAUCCAAAGCCCAUUUUACCUCAUACAAAAUCAUCAUUGUCGUUUAGGCGACAACCAUUUUUGGGAUCAGCUAUGAAUUUGAAUCUUGAUCCUGAAGAGGUGGAAAUUGUGACAAUGCCACCGAUUGAUGAGGAAGAGGAUGAUGAACAGUUGUACACAUCGACUCCAGCAUCACCGAAUCUCAUUGAGAUUGAUGCAAGUGAAGGUGGUGGUGGAGAUGAAGGAGGAGGAAGAAGAGGUGGAAGAAUCUCUGGUGCUAUUAAUGGGGAAGAAGUUUCAUCCAGGAAUCGAUUCUUACCUGAUUUACGUCCAUCUAGACUGAUUAAUAUGAGAAUAGGUCAAUCGUGUGACAAUAUUUCGAAAGGUCCGUCCAAUAGGCCUGGAAUUCAUGGGGAAAAGGGAGGAUUUCUUUCACUUUUUCCACCCUUUCUACUUGAAACUCCACCACAAAAGCGCAACAGAACCAUUUCAUUGGCUGAAUCAAUGAAUCGUAAUUGUAUCAACAUGCACGAUAUGGUGGGUGGUGUUGAUGGUAGGACUAGUAGAGGUGGUGUAAGUGCUGGUGGAGGUGGUGGGGGAACUGAUACUCCAGUUAAUUUACAUCAAUCGUCACGUGCUGGUCUUCCAAUUGUCCAUAGUGAUAUUGGAGUUCGAGGUGGUGUUCACAGUUCAACUGGAUUAUCCAUUCCUGGUUCUCAUGAUCUAUCCCAUGGACCUCCAAGUGCUAAUCUUAUCUAUCGUCCAUCUCCGGCCAUUUCUCGUAAAGAUUCAGGUUCAAUUGAUAUAAGAUCAAUGAAAGACGAAGAUCUCAACGAUUUGUCCACUUCAGCUUCAUCAUCUCGUUAUCGUUUAUCAUCAAUUGAAGCUAAAGAAAGUUCAAGAUUUAAUCAAUCAUUUGGACCUAAAACCCAAACGGUUAACCCUUAUUUUCCUGGUCAUCUGAGUUUACCCAUUCAACCAGAUUCACCGGUUGAUCAAAUUACUGUUAAUAAACUGACCAGUGAAUCUCCGCUUCCUCCAACCUCGAUAACACCAAUUAACAGAUCAAAUAUCGAUAUGGAUUCACCUUCAUCUGAACUUUCUCGUCGAAGUUCAAAAGUUCAUUCAGUUACUGAAGAAAUGGAAGAGGAAAAUGCUGAAGAUGAUGAAGAUGAAGAUAAUACAUUAAAGGUAGAAAUAAUUAACAAUGAAUUCACCCCAACAAAUAAUAUCUCCGAGAACAAUAAUAAUAUUAAUAAUUCUGGGAAUCGAGUCUCAAUCAACAUCGGCUCAUCUUCAUCUUCAUCCUCAUCCUCAUCAUCCCAAGAUGGAUACUCACCUUUUGCAUCAAAUGAAAAUACCGUUACAAGUAUAACUCAAUUAAUUGCUGCUGAAAAAAAGUUAGAAUCAAAAGGGAAAGAAAUUAACUAAUCGUUAACAAUUAGUUAAUUUUCUUUGUUUACUUUUUAAUUUCUUUCAUCGAAAGAUGAUUUUACUUUUCAAUCAAUAAGAAAACAAAAAGUUCAAAGUGAUAAUUAAUUAAUUAAUUGCCUCUCAUUGAUUAAACAGUUUUAAAAACAAUUAUUAUCAACUAAACAAAGUUAAUCAUUUAAAUUGUUUCCUUUUCUGACCAAAUUGCUAAUUAACUUGAUUGUUUCUCCUUCCCUCCCUUUACCAUCAAACUAAAUUGUAAAUAUAUUAAUCAUCUUGAUUGUUUAUUUUACUCAAUCUGUAA
Panonychus citri (citrus red mite) is the source of this 3548-nucleotide messenger RNA. RefSeq names its product bestrophin-2-like. The transcript is spliced from 4 exons. Gene Ontology annotation, molecular function: chloride channel activity. Bases 944 to 3244 code for a protein of 766 amino acids. Lineage: Eukaryota; Metazoa; Arthropoda; Arachnida; Trombidiformes; Tetranychidae. The record is from RefSeq and is a predicted model, not a curated record.